Cucumis sativus (cucumber) is the source of this 1183-nucleotide messenger RNA. Its product is annotated as axial regulator YABBY 5. The transcript is spliced from 7 exons. The coding region runs from base 184 to 930 and encodes 248 amino acids. Gene Ontology annotation, biological process: multicellular organism development; regulation of shoot apical meristem development; fruit development. Lineage: Eukaryota; Viridiplantae; Streptophyta; Magnoliopsida; Cucurbitales; Cucurbitaceae. The record is from RefSeq and is a predicted model, not a curated record. Gene Ontology annotation, cellular component: nucleus.
CAAUAGAUGAUCCAAUAUUAUUCAAAAACUCAUUAUCAAAGAGAAAAAGAAAAGGCAGAUCCAAGGAAGGUGGUUAAUCUGUCAAUCCCAUCAAUCAGUCACUACCAAUCAUCAAUCAAUUUUUUGUAAAAGCAAACAUUUCAAUUUUACAAUAAUUCCCUCUUCUUCUUUUUCUUCUUGGAUAUGUCAUCAUCUUCUUGCUCAUCUUCUUCUCCUACUUCGACUACAACUACUGCUACCACUACGACUACUACGACUACGACUACGUUAUUGUCUCAACAACAACAGCUGCUGGACCACCACCUUCCUUCUUCACCUGAGCAGCUAUGUUAUGUCCAUUGCAACAUUUGUGACACUGUCCUUGCGGUUAGUGUUCCUUGUUGUAGUUUGUUUAAAACUGUGACAGUGAGAUGUGGACAUUGCACUAAUCUGUUGCCAGUCAACAUGCGUGGCCUUCUUUUGCCUUCACCUAAUCAAUUUCAUCAGCUUGGCCAUUCUUUCUUUUCUCCUUCUCAUAACAUUCUCGAAAAUAUGGCUACACCAAAUUCUAAUUAUCUGAUCAACCAAUUUGGAGCUACUACUAACAAUUUUGGUAUGCCAUCUCGAGGAGUUACUGAUGAGCUCCCUAGGCCACCCGUCGUCAACAGACCUCCUGAGAAGAGACAGAGAGUGCCAUCUGCAUACAACCGUUUCAUCAAGGAUGAGAUCCAACGCAUUAAGUCUGUGAAUCCCGAUAUAUCCCAUAGAGAAGCCUUCAGUGCCGCUGCUAAGAAUUGGGCCCACUUUCCACACAUUCACUUUGGUCUCAUGCCCGACCAGACUGUGAAGAAGACAAAUAUCCGCCAGCAGGAACAAGGAGAUGCUCAGAAUGUUCUGAUGAAAGACAAUGGAUUUUAUGCCUCAGCCAAUGUUGGUGUCUCCCAUUUCUAACUCAAUUGUUGGUGGGGUUAUUACUAUUAUUAUUAAUACAUAUGGGAUAUCAUCAUGUGUUGAUAUAUUAAUAUAUAUCUUAAAUACUCUCUCUAGCUACUAGUUCUAAUUUAAUUAAGUUUAGCUACCUUGUAAUUUCCUUUUAAUUUAAGGUUUAUGUUAAUUGUGAACUAGCUUAAUUACUAUGUAUUUGGUUCACUAAUAUGACUGCUUAGAUCAAUGCAUCUUUGUGUUGUGAUGCUACUCAACUAUU